Messenger RNA from Coregonus sp. 'balchen', 19996 nucleotides. The record is from the annotation of a GenBank genome assembly. Lineage: Eukaryota; Metazoa; Chordata; Actinopteri; Salmoniformes; Salmonidae.
AUGAGCAGGCUAUAUGAUACCGCGGAGCCCAGUUUGGUGGACGAGGAGCUGCUGCAGAUGGCAGUGGAGGAGCAAGGCCCUCAAGACCAGGCUGGGCGGAUUGCCAAGGAGGAGGGCAUCCAGUAUGACGAAGUCUGCCAAUUGCGCCUAGACUACAGGAGUAAGACAUUUGACAGAUGUUGAUGUUCUUCAAUCAUCUGCAUACUUUUUGAUGCAGGCAUGUCAUACUCCUGAGUGGCGCAGUGGUCUAAGGCACUGCAUCGCAGUGCUAACUGUGCCACUAGAGAUCCUGGUUCGAAUCCAGGCUCUUUCGCAGCCGGCCGCGACUGGGAGACUCAUGGGCGGCGCACAAUUGGCCCAGCGUCGUCUAGGGUAGGGGAGGGAAUGGCUGGCAGGGAUGUAGCUCAGUUGAUAGAGCAUGGCGUUUGCAACGCCAGGGUUGUGGGUUCGAUUCCCACGGGGGGCCAGUAUAACAAAUAUAUGUAAUCACUAACUGUAAGUCGCUCUGGAUAAGAGCGUCUGCUAAAUGACUUAAAUGUAAUGUCUGUUGUCCACAGAGAGAAGGGCAAUAGUUGCAGUGGAAAUAAUUUUUAUUCCUAUGUCCAUAUUAUUUGACAUUUUUGUCCAUAGACAUCCUGAAGAUUGACCACCUGUGGCAGUUCACGUCUCUGACCAAGCUACAACUGGACAAUAACAUCAUUGAGAAGAUUGAAGGACUGGGGCGCCUCACUAAUCUGAAGUGGCUAGGUAUGAAAGGCGUCUCUCACAGACCCUGAAUAUGUUCCACAUACAGUAAAUAUUAGACAGAAUGUAUGUGUUAAACUGUAUAUAGCUAGAUCAAGAUGACUGUAUUGUUUUUCACUAAAAGACAAGCCCUUCACUGAUACAAGGCAACUAUGGCCUAAUGAUCAAUAUUCUCUCUCUCUCUCUCUCUCUCUCUCUCUCUCUCUCUCUCUCUCUCUCUCUCUCUCUCUCUCUCUCUCUCUCUCUCUCUCUCUCUCCUCUUCUCCUCUAGAUUUGUCAUUCAAUAACAUUGAGGGGAUCGAGGGGUUGGAUUCUCUGGUGAAGUUGGAAGACUUGAGUCUGUACAACAACAGAAUCUCUGUCAUUGAGAACAUGGACACACUCCUAAACCUACACGUUCUCUCUAUUGGGAACAACUUCCUGGCUCAGUUGGAAAAUGUGAGUAACUCUCAUACACUACAUACAUUUAUUGUUUAUGUUUCAAAUUCUGAAUGUAAACUCUUAAAUUGUAUACUGUAGUAUAUUAGUGCCCAAAAUAUACAGUACCAUUCAAAAGUUUGGACACACCUACUCAUUCAAGGGUUUUUCUUUAUUUUUACUAUUUUCUACAUUGUAGAAUAAUAGUGAAGAUAUCAAAACUAUUAAAUAACACAUAUGGAAUCAUGUAGUAACCAAAAAAGUGUUAAACAAAUCUAAAUAUAUUUUAUAUUUGAGAUUCUUCAAAUAGCCACCCUUUGCCUUGAUGACAGCUUUGCACACUCUUGGCAUUCUCUCAACAAGCUUCACCUGGAAUGCUUUUCCAACAGUCUUGAAGGAGUUCCCACAUAUGCUGACCACUUGUUAGCUGCUUUUCCUUCACCCUGCUGUCCGACUCAUCCCAAACCAUCUCAAUUGGGUUGAGAUCGGGGGAUUGUAGAGGCCAGGUCAUCUAAUGCAGCACUCCAUCACUCUCCUUCUUGGUCAAAUAGCCCUUACACAGCCUGGAGUGUAUUGAGCCAUUGUCCUAUUGAAAAACGAAUUAUAGUCCCACUAAGCCCAAACCAGAUGGGAUGGCGUAUCGCUGCAGAAUGCUGUGGUAGCCAUGCAGGUUAAGUGUGCCUUGAAUUCUAAAGAAAUCACAGACAAUGUCACCUGCAAAGCACCUCCACACCAUAACCCCUCCUCCUCCAUGCUUUACGGUGGGAACUACACAUGCGGAGAUCAUCAGUUCACACACACUGCGUCUCACAAAGACACGGCAGACACAUUUCCACCGGUCUAAUGUCCAUUGCUCGUGUUUCUUGGCCCAAGCAGGUCUCUUCUUAUUAUUAGUGUCCUUUAGUAGUGGUUUCUUUGCAGCAAUUCGACCAUGAAGGCCUGAUUCACACAGUCCCCUCUGAACAGUUGAUGUUGAGAUGUGUCUGUGACUUGAACUCUGUGAAGCAUUUAUUUGGGCUGCAAUUUCUGAGGCUGGUAACUCUAAUGAACUUAUCCUCUGCAACAGAGGUAACUCUGGGUCUUCCAUUCCUGUGGCGGUCCUCAUGAGAGACAGUUUCAUCAUAGCACUUGAUGGUUUUUGCGACUGCACUUGAAGAAACGUUCAAAGUUCUUGAAACGUUCCGUAUUGACUGACCUUCAUGUCUUAAAGUAAUGAUGGACUGUCAUUUCUCUUUGCUUAUUUGAGCUGUUCUUGCCAUAAUAUGGACUUGGUGUUUUACCAAAUAGGGCUAUCUUCUGUAUACCCCUCCCCCCCACCUUGUCACAACACAACUGAUUGGCUCAAACGCAUUAAGAAGGAAAGAAAUUCCAAAAAUUAACUUUUAAGAAGGCACACCUUCCGUUAAUUGAAAUGCAUUUCAGGUGAAGCUGGUUGAGAGAAUGCCAAGAGUGUGUGAAGCUGUCAUCAAGGCAAAGGGUGGCUAUUUGAAGAAUCUCAAUCUUUGUUGAACACUUUAUUGGUUACUACAUGAUUCCAUAUGUGUUAUUUCAUAGUUUUGAUGUCUUCACUAUUAUUCUACAAUGUAAAAGAUAGUAAAAAUAAAGAAAAACCCUUGAAUGAGUGGGUGUGUCCAAACUUUUGACUGGUAGUGUAUGUUAUUUUCAUGGCAUGGGCUGGUAUUGUAUGUUUGCUGGACACUGUAGGAAUUGCAAUCAACAAGAUCCUCUGAUUCCCAGGUGAUCUACCUCCGAAAGUUCAAGAACAUGCGCACUCUCAACCUAGCUGGAAACCCCAUCUGCAAAGAGGACCACUACAAGAUCUUUGUUGCUGCCUAUCUUCCAGAGUUGGUUUACUUGGACUUCAGACUAUUGGAUGAACAAACAGUGAGUGAUGGAAUAGGGUGAAAUUGCCCCUAGACACUGAUCUUGGGUCAGUCUUGCAAUCCCCCUACUAAUGGUUAAGGUUAGGAUUGGGGGAAGGGAAGCUGAUCCUAGAUCUGUACUUAUUAUUUAUUUAUUUUAUUUUUUAUUUAACCUUUAUUUAACCAGGUAAGCCAGUUGAGAACAAGUUCUCAUUUACAACUGCGACCUGGCCAAGAUAAAGCAAAGCAGUGCGAUAAAAACAACAACAACACAGAGUUACAUAUGGAAUAAACAAAAUGUACAGUCAAUAACACAAUAGAAAAUCUAUAUACAGUGUGUGCAAAUGUAGUAAGUUAUGGAGGUAAGGCAAUAAAUAGGCCAUAGUGCAAAAUAAUUACAAUUUAGUAUUAACACUGGAGUGAUAGAUGUGCAGAAGAUGAUGUGCAAAUAGAGAUACUGGGGUGCAAAUGAGCAAAAUAAAUAACAAUGUAAAUAACAAUAUGGGGAUGAGGUAGUUGGGUGGGCUAAUUACAGAUGGGCUGUGUACAGGUGCAGUGAUCGGUAAGCUGCUCUGACAACUGAUGCUUAAAGUUAGUGAGGGAGAUAAGUGUCUCCAGCUUCAGAGAUUGUUGCAGUUUGUUCCAGUCAUUUGCAGCAGAGAACUGGAAGGAAUGGCGGCCAAAGGAGGUGUUGGCUUUGGGAAUUAAAGCAUUAGAAACACAUCCCUGGCGCUAGAGCGACAAGUACAGGAGAACCAAUGGGAUGGCAAGGUUAUAUAUAUAUAUAUAUAUAUAUAUAUAUAUAUAUAUAUAUAUAUAUAUAUAUAUAUAUAUAUGUGCUUGUAUCCACACCAACAUAUCAUAAGUCUUACAAAACACAAGUCUUACAAAAUAAGAGAUUUAUGCCUAGGCUCAGGGACAUUCCUGUCCUGAUGAAUUAAAGCAUUUAUGUAAACGAGAGCAUUACAAAAUGGUUAGUCAUGGAUUACAAACGUUUCCCCUGGGAAUCAGCCAACUGAAUAAGCGCCACACUAAAAGCGGUCUAAAACUGCUGAACUGCCAUACCUUUACACAUCCCAACCAUAUUGUAACCACAGAUUUAAAGAAAACACUUCCAAAGGUCUAUUUUAUAAAUGAUUAUUCAAGCGCUGCACUGGAUAUACCAUUAGCUUGUAUGAAUACAUGAAUACCUUGCUUUUUUCAUACUCUACCAACCAUUCGGACGAGCAUUGAACAUUAAGUAUCUCCUUAUGUAGCGAGAGCAGGCGUUUGGGAAAUACCAGUAUGCCAUUGAGGAGAUGCGCCACAAUGAGGCCCAAGAGAGAAGGACGAUGGACGCUAGGCAAGAGCAAGAGGACGAGCUCCAGUUGCACAGGGUAACAUACGAAAAACAUACAUUCAGAGCAAAGUAUACAUUCUACAUCCAUGUGUGCGUUGAGCUUGAAAUCAUUGGACAAUUCUGCCAUCUACUGUUGUGUGUGUAUGUUUGUGUGUGUGUUUGUGUAAGUGUGCUUCCCUACCUACAGGAUGCCUUUGUGGAGCUCUUGAAUGGCCCAUAUCUGUUUGACAGCAUGUACGCAGAUGAUGCAGAGGCAGCCAAGCUGGCCUACCUCCCCGGAGUGUCUGUACUACUAGAGACAUAUCCUUCUCCAUACUCUGUUCCCUCAGUGUCAGUCUAUUUGGAGCAUGCCUUCUCCCUUCCACAAUUAGCUCUUGAUUUAUUGGAUGGCUAAAUGCAGAGGCAGGUGAAAUAAUAAUAUAAUUAUAUAUCUUGUUGUAAGAUAGUGAUUUAACGGAGAGAAAAAACUGGGGGGGAAAUAUUAUACUAUUGCAUCGAAGGCUCCUUCCUUGACUCUGUUCCUACAUACAAGAGCCAGCUGGUGGCGCUGUGUGUGCAGGUGUUUGAGAUUGGCUUGACACAGCGCGGCCGGAGGGAAGACGAGGUCAAGUCGUUCUUUGACUGUUCCAGAGAAGCCGUGGACUACAACCAGCAGAGAGCAGCACAGAUCACUGCAGACUUCGAGAAAGCCAGGAGACAGGUGAGUCAUGGGACUGUAGCUUUUACGGUCACGCAAAGAAGGGAUGCCGCUAAUGUCAGAUGUCAAAACGUACAUAUCCGAGUCGCGUCGGGGGCAUUUUAGCUAACCCUAACGCUUUUCCUAACCUUAACCUAAUUCUCCUAACCUGCUACGUUAAUUAUCCUAACCUGCUGCGUAAGUUCUCCUAACCUGCUACGAAAAGUCACUUCUGAUAUUAGCGGCAUCCCAUCUAGUCAAAACCGGCUUUCACUUGCACUGACAGUGAAAUGGUCACGUUUGAGAGCUUCAAUUCAGCGCAGACUGACAGAUCUACAAAUCUUAAUGAGUAGACCAAUUGGCAAGUUUAAUUGGAAACUGUUUGAUUUUCCCCCAAUUAAUUACAGCUCUUCCCUGCCCAUGUAACCUUUUUAAUUAUCUAAAAGAUAAUUAAAAAAUCCUAAAUUAGCACUCCUACUCUGAGAGGCUUUAUUAAUAAUAAUAAUAUAUUUUAUUUAUUUAGCGCUUUUCACUAUACAGAUAAUCUUAAAGAUGCUAAAAAACUAAACAAAAACAAAAGUACAUGUAGUUCUUGGGCUGGACAAUGGUCUUCAACAGAGGCUAAAUAUGAAUAUGGCCCAUGGAAUUCAACUGACUCCUAUCUGCCCCAUCUCUAUGGAGGGAUAUACUGUAAGUGUCAAAAUACAUUUAAUAUGAAUUAUUUUGGAACAAAUAUUACAUAUUUAAUGUAUUUGCACUGAAUAUCUUCUUGGCCACACAUAGAUAAUGUCACAGCCAUGUUAUUUAGAAAGUUGGGCCAUUGAGGUUUCUGCAUUAUGAUGCAUUUGCAUGACACUACAACAUUCUAUGGCAGCCAUGUUAGUGCUCCAUUAACAUUACAUGGGGAAUAUAAUAUCUAGAAUGAGCAUUGGGAUGCAUUUACAUAAAACGUUAAAAUUAUAUGGCAGCCAUGUUAGCACCCCAAUAAUAUUACAUGGGGAAUAUUUAAAUAAUGCUAUGUAACUGAAUGUCUAUAAUAAGAACAAUAUAAAAAAUUCCAAAAGUUGGCCCAACUCUCUAAAUAUAUGGCUCUGGAUAAUGGUAUAACAAACUGCUAUAAUAAAAACACGAUAGCAACAGUUUAACAAAAAAGGUGCUAUUUUUAUCGUAUCAAAUCCACUGUACAUAAAUCUUACAAAAAAUCAUACAAAUAACAAAAACAUCAUGGAAAUCAUACAUAAAUGUUGUGUAUCUCCACGUUGCCACACACAAACAGGUGAUGUUUGAGAUGCAGCAGGCCACAGACACACGUCUCCUGGAGGCCCAGCUGAACCACUGCAGCGAGGAGAUCAAGCAGCUCUGUGACAGCCUCAUGACCCAGGAGCUACAGCUGGUUGACCAGCUGGAGGUGUGUGUGUGUGUGUGUGUGUGUGUGUGUGUGUGUGUGUGUGUCUGUUUGUCUGUCUGUUUAAGAUCUAAAUUAUUGCCUUUAAAUCUGAACUGAGUCACUUCCAAGAGGUUAGGAGUAUAGGUUUUCACGGAUCCACCUGUACCCAUACCAGAUACCUGAUCUGGGAUCCGAGCGGGUCCGGAUCCAGAAUUCUAAUUAAUGUCACGGGUCUGGGUCGGAUCUCAUAUGAUUGUCACGAGUCUCAGGUCUGUGUCAUUUUAACUGACUUGUCCGGAAGGACCCGUACAGAGCCAAACUGCUGCAGUAGAGAGAGAGAAAAAUUGUAUAAUUUAUGCUGCUGCUUUUCAAGGGUGGUGCGUGUAGCUUGUUGUUGUUGUUGACCAGUCAUACAGUGGGGAAAAAAAGUAUUUAGUCAGCCACCAAUUGUGCAAGUUCUCCUACUUAAAAAGAUGAGAGAGGCCUGUAAUUUUCAUCAUAGGUACACGUCAACUAUGACAGACAAAUUGAGAAAAGAAAUGCAGAAAAUCACAUUGUAGGAUUUUUAAUGAAUUUAUUUGCAAAUUAUGGUGGAAAAUAAGUAUUUGGUCACCUACAAACAAGCAAGAUUUCUGGCUCUCACAGACCUGUAACUUCUUCUUUAAGAGGCUCCUCUGUCCUCCACUCGUUACCUGUAUUAAUGGCACCUGUUUGAACUUGUUAUCAGUAUAAAAGACACCUGUCCACAACCUCAAACAGUCACACUCCAAACUCCACUAUGGCCAAGACUAAAGAGCUGUCAAAGGACACCAGAAACAAAAUUGUAGACCUGCACCAGGCUGGGAAGACUGAAUCUGCAAUAGGUAAGCAGCUUGGUUUGAAAAAAUAAACUGUUGGAGCAAUUAUUAGGAAAUGGAAGACAUACAAGACCACUGAUAAUCUCCCUCGAUCUGGGGCUCCACACAAGAUCUCACCCCGUGGGGUCAAAAUGAUCACAAGAACGGUGAGCAAAAAUCCCAGAACCACACGGGGGGACCUAGUGAAUGACCGGCAGAGAGCUGGGACCAAAGUAACAAAGCCUACCAUCAGUAACACACUACGCCGCCAGGGACUCAAAUCCUGCAGUGCCAGACGUGUCCCCCUGCUUAAGCCAGUACAUGUCCAGGCCCGUCUGAAGUUUGCUAGAGUGCAUUUGGAUGAUCCAGAAGAGGAUUGGGAGAAUGUCAUAUGGUCAGAUGAAACAAAAAUAUAACUUUUUGGUAAAAACUCAACUCGUCGUGUUUGAAGGACAAAGAAUGCUGAGUUGCAUCCAAAGAACACCAUACCUACUGUGAAGCAUGGGGGUGGAAACAUCAUGCUUUGGGGCUGUUUUUCUGCAAAGGGACCAGGACGACUGAUCCGUGUAAAGGAAAGAAUGAAUGGGGCCAUGUAUCGUGAGAUUUUGAGUGAAAACCUCCUUCCAUCAGCAAGGGCAUUGAAGAUUAAACGUGGCUGGGUCUUUCAGCAUGACAAUGAUCCCAAACACACCACCCGGGCAACGAAGGAGUGGCUUCGUAAGAAGCAUUUCAAGGUCCUGGAGUGGCCUAGCCAGUCUCCAGAUCUCAACCCCAUAGAAAAUCUUUGGAGGGAGUUGAAAGUCCGUGUUGCCCAGCGACAGCCCCAAAACAUCACUGCUCUAGAGGAGAUCUCCAUGGAGGAAUGGGCCAAAAUACCAGCAACAGUGUGUGAAAACCUUGUGAAGACUUACAGAAAACGUUUGACCUGUGUCAUUUCCAACAAAGGGUAUAUAACAAAGUAUUGAGAAGCUUUUGUUAUUGACCAAAUACUUAUUUUCCGCCAUAAUUUGCAAAUAAAUUCAUUAAAAAUCCUACAAUGUGAUUUUCUGGGGAAAAAAAUCUCAUUUUGUCUGUCAUAGUUGACGUGUACCUAUGAUGAAAAUUACAGGCCUCUCUCAUCUUUUUAAGUGGGAGAACUUGCACAAUUGGUGGCUGACUAAAUACUUUUUUUCCCCACUGUAAGUCAUCAAAGCGGCAAUAGGCUACAGUCAUAUAGCAUCUGUGUGUGGCAAAAGUUAGGAGAUAUCUAAUCGAUGGAAUUAAAAUGACGGAAUUAAAAGUUAAAGGAGAAGCAUAGGCUACAAUGACCAAGAGCCAACAGGUAGAUUGCUACUUAAUAUUCUGAAUGGAGUUGUUGUUACGGUGAGAAAGCGCAUGCACUGCUUCCUCAAUUAACGUAAGAUAGCUUAAUUAGCUAGCUUCUCCCGGUUUGAUGCAGUCAAGACAGGUACUACGUAAUCAUAUUGGAUGAUAAAUAACCUAGCUAUUAGCAGCUAUUAGUCUACUAUAGUGCAUGUCGGCUAGUUGGUUGGUUGCUGUCUCUCAUCCCUGUGUCACUCCCUCACAGUACGGACCCUCCACCGCCUGCUAGAGCGGCACCUUUCUCUCCCUCCUCUCACGCUUUAUCUGCUCCGGUUAAUAAAGUCGCUUAAAAAAUGACUUUUCUGCUGCUUCCCUCACUCUGUGUCGAUCGGACCGGGUCUAGAUCUGAACCAGGUCUAUACGGAACGGGUCUAGUUCUCCUCAGGUCCGUUCGGAAUGGGUCUCUGUAUUUAAAAAAUAAAUGUAUGCAUAUCGGGUCUGGGUGGGAAAGCCCCAGGUUCAUUUCGGAACAGGUCCAACCUUUUUGGGCCCGUGAAGACCUGUAGUUAGGAGUCAUCAUAAAGCAGUACCUGGUAACCUAGGUGACCUCUAGGUGACCUCCCUGAGGCCAAGUGCCAAUGGCUGUAAAUUCAGCCAUCUGGAGUUUCAAAUGAUAGAGACAUCUAAUAUAGAGCUCACUCUGACCCAAGUGGUCUCGAUAACCUUGAUUAAUGUUGUGACCAGGGGCCCAGAACACUUGGAGAACGAACAGAUAAGCAAGAGUAUUUAUGUGUGCCUGCCUGCCCUUGAGGAGGUUAGAAGAUUGCUACAAACGUCUUAGAGGAAUGUGUCUGUCUCCCCAUAUGCAUAUGUCUGUUUAUUGUUUGUCUAUUAAACCUUUAAAUAUAAAUGUAGAAGUCGUUCUCCUUAUGGGUACAGCAUUUUCCACACCUUGAGCAAAUACAUUUUUCCCGACUGUGUGUGUGUGUGUGUGUGUGUGUGUGUGUGUGUGUGUGUGUGUGUGUGUGUGUGUGUGUGUGUGUGUGUGUGUGUGUGUGUGUGUGUGUGUGUGUAUGUGUGUGCGGCUGAAGUAUAUUAUAGUACACGUGCAAGAGUUCAUAUGGAAACUAUCUCAUUCAUAGAGGAAUGUUUGAAGUGGUUAAUUAAUUCAAGUGUAUAGAAUUUUUAGGCACAACAAACCUAUAUGAUAGCUUGUAUAGUCUGUGUGCUGUCAGACACUAGGUCCAGCUGCAAAGGACAGUAGAGUAAAUACAGGCAUUAGAUUAAUUUAUUUUUUAUUUUCUGUUUGAUAUCAAAACACACAUUUCGAUUUGAGAUAUGUUAUUCAUAAUAACUAUUCUCCUUUUUUUUCCAUAGGAUAUAAUCAAAGAUUUUGAGAGGAACAUUUCAGACAUGGUUGCCGGACUCAUUGAAGUUGUUCAAGGAAUAUAUCCUUUACUACCUCAUGUAUUUCAAUAUAACUGCAAGUUGCAUGUGUAUUAUAAUGGUGUUACAGUGCACUGAUGCAGUUAUUAAAAUCAGGGGUCUGUAUGUAUCAAGCAUCUCAGAGUAAGAGUGCUGAUUUGCUGAUUUAGGAUCAGUUUAGCCUUUUAGAUCGUAAUUAAUAAGAUUACAUGGACAGGGAGGACCUGAUCCUAGAUCAGCACGCCUACUCUGAGACGCUUGAUAUACAGUAUACAGCCCCAGACAAAGUGUCCUUGACACAGACCCACAUUCGCCCAGUGCCGAGACUUAGAGAACCACCACCACGAGAAGCUACUGGAAAUCGCCAUGGCAACCCUGGAGCGAGUGGCCAAGAAUGAGCUGGAGGAGGAUAUGCCUGAUGAUGUCCGAAUGGUCAGUGUCAGAGUCAGAAAGUCCCUGUACCUACAGCAAAUCCUAUAGGCCCUGGUCAAAAUUAGUAUACUAAAUAGGGAAUAGGGUGCUAUUUGAGACGCAGCCUAAAUAGUGUUUCCCUACCCCUCUCUCAACCCUGUCGCUUAUCUCCACAAAAAUUGACAAAAAUUGUCAGACUCCUGCAACCCAAGUCAUAGACUCUUCUCUCUGCUACCUCAUGGCAAACAGUACCGGAUCUGGGAUCAAAAGGCCUAGUCACUUUACCCCUACCUACACUAUAUAUACAAAAGUAUGUGGACACCCCUUCAAAUUAGUGGAUUCGGCUAUUUCAGCCACACCCAUAGCAGACAGGUUUAUAAAAUCGAGCACACAGCCAUGCGAUCUCCAUAGACAAACAUUGGCAGUAGAAUGGCCUUACUGAAAAGCUCAGUGACUUUCAACGUGGCACCGUCAUAGGAAGCCACCUUUCCAACAAGUCAGUUUGUCAAAUUUCUGCCCUGCUAGAGUUUUUCAUGGUUCGGGCUUAGUUCCAGUGAAGGGAAAUCUUAACGCUACAGAAUACAAUGACAUUCUAGAGGAUUCUGUGCUUCCAACUUUGUGGCAACAGUUUGGGGAAGGCCCUUUCCUGUUUCAGCAUGACAAUGCCCCCGUGCACAAAAUGGUUUGUUGAGCUCGGUGUGGAAAAACUUGACUGGCCUGCACAGAGCCCUGACCUCAACCCCAUCGAACACCUUUGGGAUGAAUUGGAACCCUGACUGCGAGCCAGGCCCAAUCGCCCAAAAUCAGUGCCCAACCUCACUAAUGCUAUUGUGGCAGGAUGGAAGCAAGUACCCACAGCAGUGUUUCAACAUCUAGUGGAAAGCCUUCCCAGAAGAGUGGAGGCUGUUAUAGCAGCACAGGGGGACCAACUCCAUAUUAAUGCCCAGGAUUUUGGAAUGAGAUGUUUGACGAGCAGGUGUCCACAUAUCUUUGUCAUGUAGUGUGUAUGUACACCGCAUUCGGAAAGUAUUCAGACCCCUUGACUUUUCCACAUUUUGUUACGUUACAGCCUUAUUCUAAAAUUGAUUAAAUAUAUUUUUUGCCUCAUCAAUCUACACACAAUACCCCAUAAUGACAAAGCGAACAAAGCGGUUUUUAGAAUUAUUUGCAGAUUCAUACAAAAUAAAAAAACAGAAAUACCUUAUUUAAAUAAGUAUUCAGACCCUUUGCUAUGAGCCUCGAAAUUGAGCUCAGGUGCAUCCUGUUUCCAUUGAUCAUCCUUGAGAUGUUUCUACAACUUGAUUGGAGUCCACCUGUGGUAAAUUCAAUUGAUUGGAUAUGAUUUGGAAAGGCACACACCUGUCUAUUUAAAGUCCCACAGUUGACAGUGCAUGUCAGAGCAAAGACCAAGCCAUGAGGUCGAAGGAAUUGUCUGUAGAGGUCCAAGACAGGAUUGUGACGAGGCACAGAUCUGGGGGAAACAGAUUGAAGGUCCCCAAGAACACAGUGGCCUCCAUCAUUCUUAAAUGGAAGAAGUUUGGAACCACCAAGACUCUUCCUAGAGCUGGCCGCCCGGCCAAACUGAGCAAUCGGGGGAGAAAGGCCUUGGUCAGGGAGGUGACCAAGAACCCGAUGGUCAAAAAAUGUUUUUCAGUGGCAGGGACUGGGAGACUAGUCAGGAUCAAGGGAAAGAUGAAUGGAGCAAAGUACAGAGAGAUCCUUGAUAAAUACCUGCUCCAGAGCGCACAGGACCUCAGUCUGGGGCAAAGGUUCACCUUCCAACAGGACAAUGACCCUAAGCACACAGCCAAGACAACGCUGGAGUGGCUUCAGGAAAAGUCUCUGAAUGUCCUUGAGUGGCCCACCCAGAGCCCGUACUUGAACCCGAUCGAACAUCUCUGGAGAGACCUGAAAUAGCUGUGCAGUGACGCUCCCCAUCCAACCUGACAGAGCUUGAGAGGAUCUACAGAGAAGAAUGGGAGAAACUCCCAAAAUACAGGUGUGCCAAGCUUGUAGCGUCAUACCCAAGAAGACUCAAUGCUGUAAUCGCUGCCAAAGGUGCUUCAACAAAGUACUGAGUAAAGGGUCAUGUAAAUGUAAUAUUUCAAAAAAUUCUAAAAACCUGUUUUUGCUUUGUCAUUACGGGGUAUUGUGUGUAGAUUGAUGAGGGGGAAAAAACAAUGUAAUCCAUUUUAGAAUAAGGCUGUAAUGUAACAAAAUAUGGAAAAAGUCAAGGUGUCUGAAUACUUUCCGAAUGCACUACCAGUCAAAAGUUUGGACACACCUACUCAUUCAAGGGUUUUUCUUUAUUUUUACUAUUUUCUACAUUGUAGAAUAAUAGUGAAGACAUCAAAACUAUGAAAUAACACAUAUGGAAUCAUGUAGUAACCAAAAAAGUGUUACAAAAAUCAAAAUAUAUUUUAUAUUUGAGAUUCUUCGACUAGCCACCCUUUGCCUUGAUGACAGCUUUGCACACUCUUGGCAUUCUCUCAACCAGCUUCACCUGGAAUGCUUUUCCAACAGUCUUGAAGAAGUUCCCACAUAUGCUGAGCACUUGUUGGCUGCUUUUCCUUCAGUCUGCGGUCUGACUCCUCCCAAACCAUCUCAAUUGGGUUGAGGUCGGGGGAUUGUGGAGGCCAGGUCAUCUGAUGCAGCACUCCAUCACUCUCCUUCUUGGUAAAAUAGCCCUUACACAGCCUGGAGGUCUGUUGGGUCAUUGUCCUGUUGAAAAACAAAUGAUAGUCCCACUAAGCCCAAACCAGAUGGGAUAGCGUAUCGCUGCAGAAUGCUGUGGUAGCCAUGCUGGUUAAGUGUGCCUUUAAUUCUAAAUAAAUCACAGACAGUGUCACCAGCAAAGCACCCCCACACCGCAACACCUUCUCCUCCAUGCUUUAUGGUGGGAAAUACACAUACGGAGAUCAUCCGUUCACCUGCUCUGCGUCUCACAAAGACACGGCGGUUAGAACCCAAAAUCUCAAAUUUGGACUCAUUUCCACCGGUAUAAUGUCCAUUGCUCGUGUUUCUUGGUUUCUCUUCUUCUUAUUGGUGUCCUUUAGUAGUGGUUUCUGUGCUGCAAUUCAACCAUGAAGGCCUGAUUCACACUGUCUCCUCUGAACAGUUGAUGUUGAGAUGUGUCUGUUACUUGAACUCUGUGAAGCAUUUAUUUGGGCUGCAAUUUCUGAGGCUGGUAACUCUAAUGAACUUAUCCUCUGCAGCAGAGGUAACUCUGGGUCUUCCAUUCCUGUGGCGGUCCUCAUGAGAGCCAGUUUCAUCAUAGCGCUUGAUGGUUUUUGCGACUGCACUUGAAGAAACUUUCAAAGUUCUUGAAAUGUUCCGUAUUGACUGACCUUCAUGUCUUAAAGUAAUGAUGGACUGUUGUUUCUCUUUGCUUAUUUGAGCUGUUCUUGCCAUAAUAUGAACUUAGUCUUUUACCAAAUAGGGCUAUCUUCUGUAUACCCCCCUACCUUGUCACAACACAACUGAUUGGCUCAAACGCAUUAAGAAGGAAAGAAAUUCCACUAAUUAACUUUUCAGAAGGCACACUUGUUAAUUGAAAUGCAUUCCAGGUGACUACCUCAUGAAGCUGGUUGAGAGAAUGUCAAGAGUGUGCAAAGCUGUCAUCAAGGCAAAGGGUGGCUAUUUGAAGAAUCUCAAAUAUAAAAUAUAUUUUGAUUUGUUUAACACUUUUUUGUUACUACAUGAUUCCAUAUGUGUUAUUUCACUAUUAUUCUACAAUGUAAAAAAUAGUAAAAAUGAAGAAAAACCCUUGAAUGAGUAGGUGUGUCCAGACUUUUGACUGGUAGUGUAUCUACCUCAAUGACCUCGUACCCCUACACAUCCACACGGUACUUGUACCUAUGUAUAUAGCCAAGCUAUAAUUGCUCAUUGUGUAUUUAUUCCUCAUGUUACAAUUAUUUUUCCAUUAUUAUUAUACAAAUUAUAUUUAUUGUAUUCUGCAUUGUUGGGAACCAUUUCGCUGUUGUUUACGAAGCAUGUGACAAUUACAAUUUGAUUUGAUUUGAUAUUGUAUGUGUACAUGCUCGUCCAUAUUGCACUCAGACACACUGCACACUGUCCAACUGUAUUCUGUUCUUACUGCCUCACAUCUCUGACAACAUUGCCACUGUCACUGCUAUUGAAACUACAGAUCUGCUAUCUUAAUUUGAUCAGUCUGUUGUCACAGAGAAUAUUCCUGCCCAGCAGGAAAUGCAAAUUGUAGUGUAUUCAAGGUUCAAAAAGGCUUCUAAAGUUUGCAAUUUCCACAUUAACAUGUCAUACUUGAUUUGCCCUAACGAAAAAUAUGUUAACCACUACAGAAAAUGUCCAUUAAUUAUAAUCCACAUAAAAAUUCAUAUUUCCUGUUGCUACAGGAUUAUUUUCCUGCUGUGAGAAAUUAAGAUCCGUAGCACCUCAGCAGCACUUUCCCCAGUGGCACUCAGCAGUAUCUUGAUCCAACUGGCACCUAGGUGAAGUUUCCCCUAGGUACAGAUUUCAGAUCAGUUUUCCUACCCCCAAUCCUAACCUUAAACAUUAUGUUGAGAAUGCAAAACUGACCCAAGAUCAGUGUCUAGGGGCAACUUCACCCUGCAUCAGCCCUCUGUGUUACACAGUGUCUGUUUGUCCCCCCCAUGCAGCUGUUUGUAGACAAGGACACAGUGAUCAAUGCAGUCAGCACCUCCCACGACACCCACCUGCUGAAGAUCGACAACCGUGAGGACGAACUGGUGACGCGCAGCAACAGCUGGAUGAGCGCUCUGAUGAAAUCGGUAGGCAGGGGAAUGCAUGGAAAUAUGAUGACAUAGAUUGUAUUUCUAUGGGGAAUACAUGGAAAUAGGAUGACAUAGAUUGUAUUUCUAUGGGGAAGGCAAGGCAUUGCCACAAACACUCAGUAUGACAGUUUCCAGUUUUCCACCAUGAAGAAUGCUCUAACCUUGGGGUGUUUUAAUUUGUUGUUGUUUUGUAUCUUAUUCGCCUGUCAAUGCAGGUACAAGAUGAAGAGGUGAAGCGGAAUCGCAAGCGCAUCUCAGAGAUUCACAACUACAUUGACUACGUGAGGGAUCAGCUAGAUGAGAUGCAACAUGAGCACCAUUGAUUAAGAAGAGAGGAGGGGAAAGGAAAUAUAGCAGAAUAAACAGUCCCAACACAGAUUCACAAGCCUCAGGCAUACAGCAAAUGCCCUUCUUUUCAUACUUACUUAUUUUCAUGAACCUGUGUUAUAAGAAAAUUGAAUUGUGUCAAAAUAAAGUCCAUUAUUUUAAUGAAUCCUCUGUGUUUUUUCCCUUUUGUUCAUUUCCAGAAACAGGCUGAAAUGUUUGUUGUGUAUUCCUAAAUGGUUCAUAUUUCAACUCUCUGGGACAACUCUGCCAUCUACUGUUGUUUGUGUGUGUGUGUGUGUGUGUGUGUGUGCGUGUGUGUGUGUGUGUGUGUGUGUGUGUGUGUGUGUGUGUGUGUGUGUGUGUGUGUGUGUGUGUGUGUGUGUGUGUGUGUGUGUGUGUGUGUGUGUGUGUGUGUGUGAGUGAGAGAGAGAGAGAGAGAGAGAGAGAGAGAGAUGCACUAUGGCAUGCAUAACUAUCAACACCCAACCAAAACCAUUCAACUAAACAUUUUUUAUGUUUUGAUUAUAAUCAUUGUAUUAAACAAUACAUUUCAGAACUAAUAGAAAGUAAGGCCCAAAUAUAUAAGUUUUCAACCUUAGUACAAAACUGCAAGAACGCUGAUCAUUCAUAUGGAUUUUUCCAGUGGAAACUAAUGUACAAAAGUGCAACUACAUGUCCCACAAUGCAUUUCCGAAUACUAUCCAAUUACGUUUCCGUUCAAAUGAGGAGUGCACUUGUCCAGCCAAUCAAAUAAGGUGAUUCUGAAUUGUCUAAUGCAACGUUGAAGUUCUCUUAAACCCAGUGCACGUCCAGCGUGAGCUAUCCUAGGGCCGGGGAGGACGAUAGUCAACUUGCAAGCUUAGAGAUACUGCUCGUCAGUAGCCCCUCUCCCUAUUACGAGCUUCCUCCGUCUGUGGUUCAUGACUGUUGCAGUCGGGGACACGCACGCAUUAGCGCUCAUCAUGCCUAGAGCUGGCCGCCCGGCCAAACUGAGCAAUCGGGGGAGAAAGGCCUUGGUCAGGGAGGUGACCAAGAACCCGAUGGUCAAAAAAUGUUUUUCAGUGGCAGGGACUGGGAGACUAGUCAGGAUCAAGGGAAAGAUGAAUGGAGCAAAGUACAGAGAGAUCCUUGAUAAAUACCUGCUCCAGAGCGCACAGGACCUCAGUCUGGGGCAAAGGUUCACCUUCCAACAGGACAAUGACCCUAAGCACACAGCCAAGACAACGCUGGAGUGGCUUCAGGAAAAGUCUCUGAAUGUCCUUGAGUGGCCCACCCAGAGCCCGUACUUGAACCCGAUCGAACAUCUCUGGAGAGACCUGAAAUAGCUGUGCAGUGACGCUCCCCAUCCAACCUGACAGAGCUUGAGAGGAUCUACAGAGAAGAAUGGGAGAAACUCCCAAAAUACAGGUGUGCCAAGCUUGUAGCGUCAUACCCAAGAAGACUCGAUGCUGUAAUCGCUGCCAAAGGUGCUUCAACAAAGUACUGAGUAAAGGGUCAUGUAAAUGUAAUAUUUCAAAAAAUUCUAAAAACCUGUUUUUGCUUUGUCAUUACGGGGUAUUGUGUGUAGAUUGAUGAGGGGGAAAAAACAAUGUAAUCCAUUUUAGAAUAAGGCUGUAAUGUAACAAAAUAUGGAAAAAGUCAAGGUGUCUGAAUACUUUCCGAAUGCACUACCAGUCAAAAGUUUGGACACACCUACUCAUUCAAGGGUUUUUCUUUAUUUUUACUAUUUUCUACAUUGUAGAAUAAUAGUGAAGACAUCAAAACUAUGAAAUAACACAUAUGGAAUCAUGUAGUAACCAAAAAAGUGUUACAAAAAUCAAAAUAUAUUUUAUAUUUGAGAUUCUUCGACUAGCCACCCUUUGCCUUGAUGACAGCUUUGCACACUCUUGGCAUUCUCUCAACCAGCUUCACCUGGAAUGCUUUUCCAACAGUCUUGAAGAAGUUCCCACAUAUGCUGAGCACUUGUUGGCUGCUUUUCCUUCAGUCUGCGGUCUGACUCCUCCCAAACCAUCUCAAUUGGGUUGAGGUCGGGGGAUUGUGGAGGCCAGGUCAUCUGAUGCAGCACUCCAUCACUCUCCUUCUUGGUAAAAUAGCCCUUACACAGCCUGGAGGUCUGUUGGGUCAUUGUCCUGUUGAAAAACAAAUGAUAGUCCCACUAAGCCCAAACCAGAUGGGAUAGCGUAUCGCUGCAGAAUGCUGUGGUAGCCAUGCUGGUUAAGUGUGCCUUUAAUUCUAAAUAAAUCACAGACAGUGUCACCAGCAAAGCACCCCCACACCGCAACACCUUCUCCUCCAUGCUUUAUGGUGGGAAAUACACAUACGGAGAUCAUCCGUUCACCUGCUCUGCGUCUCACAAAGACACGGCGGUUAGAACCCAAAAUCUCAAAUUUGGACUCAUUUCCACCGGUAUAAUGUCCAUUGCUCGUGUUUCUUGGUUUCUCUUCUUCUUAUUGGUGUCCUUUAGUAGUGGUUUCUGUGCUGCAAUUCAACCAUGAAGGCCUGAUUCACACUGUCUCCUCUGAACAGUUGAUGUUGAGAUGUGUCUGUUACUUGAACUCUGUGAAGCAUUUAUUUGGGCUGCAAUUUCUGAGGCUGGUAACUCUAAUGAACUUAUCCUCUGCAGCAGAGGUAACUCUGGGUCUUCCAUUCCUGUGGCGGUCCUCAUGAGAGCCAGUUUCAUCAUAGCGCUUGAUGGUUUUUGCGACUGCACUUGAAGAAACUUUCAAAGUUCUUGAAAUGUUCCGUAUUGACUGACCUUCAUGUCUUAAAGUAAUGAUGGACUGUUGUUUCUCUUUGCUUAUUUGAGCUGUUCUUGCCAUAAUAUGAACUUAGUCUUUUACCAAAUAGGGCUAUCUUCUGUAUACCCCCCUACCUUGUCACAACACAACUGAUUGGCUCAAACGCAUUAAGAAGGAAAGAAAUUCCACUAAUUAACUUUUCAGAAGGCACACUUGUUAAUUGAAAUGCAUUCCAGGUGACUACCUCAUGAAGCUGGUUGAGAGAAUGUCAAGAGUGUGCAAAGCUGUCAUCAAGGCAAAGGGUGGCUAUUUGAAGAAUCUCAAAUAUAAAAUAUAUUUUGAUUUGUUUAACACUUUUUUGUUACUACAUGAUUCCAUAUGUGUUAUUUCACUAUUAUUCUACAAUGUAAAAAAUAGUAAAAAUGAAGAAAAAACCCUUGAAUGAGUAGGUGUGUCCAGACUUUUGACUGGUAGUGUAUCUACCUCAAUGACCUCGUACCCCUACACAUCCACACGGUACUUGUACCUAUGUAUAUAGCCAAGCUAUAAUUGCUCAUUGUGUAUUUAUUCCUCAUGUUACAAUUAUUUUUCCAUUAUUAUUAUACAAAUUAUAUUUAUUGUAUUCUGCAUUGUUGGGAACCAUUUCGCUGUUGUUUACGAAGCAUGUGACAAUUACAAUUUGAUUUGAUUUGAUAUUGUAUGUGUACAUGCUCGUCCAUAUUGCACUCAGACACACUGCACACUGUCCAACUGUAUUCUGUUCUUACUGCCUCACAUCUCUGACAACAUUGCCACUGUCACUGCUAUUGAAACUACAGAUCUGCUAUCUUAAUUUGAUCAGUCUGUUGUCACAGAGAAUAUUCCUGCCCAGCAGGAAAUGCAAAUUGUAGUGUAUUCAAGGUUCAAAAAGGCUUCUAAAGUUUGCAAUUUCCACAUUAACAUGUCAUACUUGAUUUGCCCUAACGAAAAAUAUGUUAACCACUACAGAAAAUGUCCAUUAAUUAUAAUCCACAUAAAAAUUCAUAUUUCCUGUUGCUACAGGAUUAUUUUCCUGCUGUGAGAAAUUAAGAUCCGUAGCACCUCAGCAGCACUUUCCCCAGUGGCACUCAGCAGUAUCUUGAUCCAACUGGCACCUAGGUGAAGUUUCCCCUAGGUACAGAUUUCAGAUCAGUUUUCCUACCCCCAAUCCUAACCUUAAACAUUAUGUUGAGAAUGCAAAACUGACCCAAGAUCAGUGUCUAGGGGCAACUUCACCCUGCAUCAGCCCUCUGUGUUACACAGUGUCUGUUUGUCCCCCCCAUGCAGCUGUUUGUAGACAAGGACACAGUGAUCAAUGCAGUCAGCACCUCCCACGACACCCACCUGCUGAAGAUCGACAACCGUGAGGACGAACUGGUGACGCGCAGCAACAGCUGGAUGAGCGCUCUGAUGAAAUCGGUAGGCAGGGGAAUGCAUGGAAAUAUGAUGACAUAGAUUGUAUUUCUAUGGGGAAUACAUGGAAAUAGGAUGACAUAGAUUGUAUUUCUAUGGGGAAGGCAAGGCAUUGCCACAAACACUCAGUAUGACAGUUUCCAGUUUUCCACCAUGAAGAAUGCUCUAACCUUGGGGUGUUUUAAUUUGUUGUUGUUUUGUAUCUUAUUCGCCUGUCAAUGCAGGUACAAGAUGAAGAGGUGAAGCGGAAUCGCAAGCGCAUCUCAGAGAUUCACAACUACAUUGACUACGUGAGGGAUCAGCUAGAUGAGAUGCAACAUGAGCACCAUUGA